Messenger RNA from Eleginops maclovinus (Patagonian blennie), 1696 nucleotides. RefSeq names its product dTDP-D-glucose 4,6-dehydratase-like. Lineage: Eukaryota; Metazoa; Chordata; Actinopteri; Perciformes; Eleginopidae. Gene Ontology annotation, molecular function: dTDP-glucose 4,6-dehydratase activity. The transcript has 13 exons. Gene Ontology annotation, biological process: nucleotide-sugar metabolic process. The coding region runs from base 166 to 1194 and encodes 342 amino acids. The record is from RefSeq and is a predicted model, not a curated record.
CUAGCUUCACUUCCUGUUAGCUUGCAAGGGAUACAACUUAACAUAUGACAAUGAAAGUUCGUUAUUACGUCUGUAGGAGAACUUAACGUGCUAUGACCAGAAUAUGGACUUUAACAGGACUGUUCUGGUGACUGGAGGCUCUGGAUUCAUGUAAUUUAAACACUAAUGCUGCAUUGCAGUCAGCUACACGCAAAUGGGUCACAUCUGGUGUGUUCACUGGUCACCAAACACCCUGACUGGAGGAUAAUCAACCUGGAUAAUUUGGAUUACUGCUGCAGCCCCAGGAGCCUGGAGAGUGUGGAGGACAGAGCGAACUACACUUUCAUCAGGGGAGAUGUGUGUAACUCACAGCUGGUAAACCACAUUUUCAACACAGAAAACAUCGAUGUGAUCUUCCACCUGGCAGCCAAAACACACGUCGAGACGUCGUUCGAAACCCCGUCUAGUUUCCAGCGUGUUAACGUCUAUGGGACCAGAGUUUUACUGGGAGCUGCGCAUCAGGCCCAACACCAGCCACAGCGCUUCAUCUACGUCAGCACCGAUGAAGUGUACGGAGAAGGUCUGGAUCAGGUGUUUGAUGAAAGCAGUCCAUUGAGACCCUCCAACCCGUAUGCUGCCACUAAAGCAGCUGCAGAGUACCAGGUCCGGUCCUACUGGGACAAAUAUAAGUUUCCCAUCAUCAUCACCAGGAGCAACAACAUCUACGGGCCCAGGCAGUACACUGAGAAGGUUAUCCCCAAGUUCCUUACCCUCUUGCAAAUGAACAAGAAAUGCACCAUCCAGGGAACCCUCCCUAAAUCCCGGCACUUCCUGUUUGUCGAUGACGCCAUCAACGCGUUCCGGCUCGUCUUGGAGAAAGGCAUUGUGGGAGAAAUCUACAAUUUGGGAGCAAGCUAUGAGAUUCCCAUCAUGCAACUGGCCAGGGAGCUUGUUAAAAUGGUCAAGAAUGUGCCUGACUCCGAGGUGAACGAUUGGCUGGAGUUAGUGCCUGACAGAGCGUGUGUAGACCUGCGCUAUCCAAUCAGCUGUGAGAAGCUGCAGCAGCUGGGCUGGAGAGCGGAGGUCUCCUGGACUGAAGGCAUCAAACAGACUGUAAAAUGGUACCAGGAUAACCCAAAUUUCUGGUGGGACCAAGGACCAAUCAGGUGGGAGGUCGAGAAAGCCAACAACCAAUACGUGGGCCCUGCUUCUUGACUGACAGGAUGCAGAAAGAUGAGGGGCAGUAUUUCCUACAAACUAAAUAUUUGACAUGACUGAACAAACACUGAAGACGAGUCAGUACAGAAGAGUUUAUUUUUCCUAAAUGAUUGAGGGACCAAAAGGUGCCUAACAACAAAGCAUCGUUACCCCUGGAAUUCAACGUACUUUAUUCUGAUAUUAAUUACUGUUUACAUCACAUGGUUUCUAUAAGGCUGUACGAGAUAAAGACUGACUUUUUUUUUAAAGAUUAUUGAGCUUCUAAAGCAAACGACUAAAUAUUGUAUCGGUGGUGAGCUCAAAAGAGGGAUGGUAGGUAUUACAUUUACCUGCAUUAAAGUAUGAGAAAUAUGACUGAAGCCAUCUUUAGGUGUGAAUUUAAAUGAACGUUUAUGUUGUGAUCACAGCAGCUUUGCAUAAGGGGACGAAGGGAACAGUAGCUGAGUUUUGUAAAUCUGAACCAUGUAUUUAACUGUAAAUAAACGUGAUUAUUUAAUAA